AUGAGAGGCGCUUGGCGGUUCUUCUUUCUGGUUAUUCUUCUACUCCUUCCUCUCCUUGUUCAUGGCGAUGGCGAAGGUGACUGCUCCGCCGACGACGAAGGCCGCGACAGGAAGAAGGCCCUUCCGCUCAAGAUCGGAGCGAUAGUUUCCAUCCUGGUUUGUGGUGGCAUCGGGGUGGGUGUUCCCGUGCUUGGCAUGUGGAUACAGUCGCUUCGUCCGGAGAAGGACAUCUUCUUCGUCAUCAAAGCUUUUGCCGCCGGAGUCAUUCUGGCCACCGGCUUCAUCCACAUAUUGCCAGAUGCGUUCGAGACCCUGACCUCCUCAUGUCUGGCCGCGAGUCCUUGGCAGGACUUUCCGUUCGCGGGGUUCUGCGCGAUGGUCGGCGCAAUCGGGACGCUGAUGGUGGACACCCUCGCCACCGGAUACUUCAGCCGAUUAAACGGUGAUAGAUUGCGGUCGACUUCAUUGAGCGAAGCCACGAAUGGCGAUGUGGAGGCAACUCACGGUCACACCCAUGGUGCCGCUGUGAUGCAGCCGGAGGAUUCUUCGGCCCAGCUCAUCCGACAUCGUGUUGUUUCUCAGGUUUUGGAGCUCGGGAUCGUGGUGCAUUCUGUGAUCAUCGGGAUCUCUUUGGGGGCAUCGGAGUCUCCAUCCACCAUACGACCGCUGGUAGUUGCUCUCAGUUUCCAUCAGUUCUUCGAAGGCAUGGGUCUCGGAGGCUGUAUCGUUCAGGCAAGGUUCGAUUUCAAGGCAAUGGUGACAAUGGGGCUCUUCUUUUCGCUCACGACUCCGGUUGGGAUCGCCAUCGGCACUGGGAUAUCAUCCGUGUACAACGAGAACAGCCCUACUGCAUUGAUCGUUCAAGGACUUCUGGAUUCUGUCGCCGCGGGGAUCUUGAUAUACAUGGCAUUGGUUGACCUGCUGGCUGCAGAUUUCAUGCACCCGAGGGUGCAGAGCAAACCGAAGCUACAGUUUGCGUUGAAUGUUUCUCUGCUCGCAGGCUCAGGCUUGAUGGCUCUCCUUGCCAAGUGGGCUUAA
Molecule: messenger RNA, 1038 nt
Organism: Musa acuminata subsp. malaccensis (wild Malaysian banana)
Lineage: Eukaryota; Viridiplantae; Streptophyta; Magnoliopsida; Zingiberales; Musaceae
Product: zinc transporter 8-like
Biological process (GO): zinc ion transmembrane transport
Cellular component (GO): plasma membrane
Molecular function (GO): zinc ion transmembrane transporter activity
Source: RefSeq, a predicted model, not a curated record